UAGAUAAGACUUCAAAUUUAACCGACUUAUUCAUGUCUGUCAACUGACAGUUUUUAUAACACAUUGGACAUUGGACAUUUAUCUAAAUUUGGUUAAUUCUCAAUUUCCAGAGCUCUCCAGCUAUUUGCUGCCAUGGCAGGAAGAAAUAAGCAACACGAUCACGGAAGCGAACCACGGGGGCCGCCGAACCCCGUCGACGCCCUCCGCCGACGCCUCACUUGGCUGUCCGUGUUUCCCCUGCUCUACCUCAGCGCAAGCGCCGCAGUCUACGCCUACAGGGAGCGCGGCGAUCCCUGGAGUUUGGGCUUCGUGCUGUUCUCCUACUCCGACCUUCUGGCUCUCUUCUACUGCCUCGGCAGGUUCGAGCGGGCGGCGGAGGGGGAGGGCACGACGGAGCAGAGGCGGAGGCUGAAGGCGGUGAUCUGGGCGCUGGCGGCGGCGCUCAUGGCGGGGUUCAGCUUCAGGGUGUCGGCGGUCCUGCCGGCGGCUCUGGGGGCUCUCAUCUGGGUGAUGGCCGCCAGUGUGACGGUGGGCGGAUUUUGCGGCCUCUUCUUGUUCGAUCGGCGCGACAACGAGAAGCCAUCCGUUGGCUCUAAAGAUGAUGCCAAUCCUACUGUCGCGACAAAUAAAAUCUCUCAUGUUGAACACCUACAUCGAGUAUCAAAGGCUAUCGAUGAAAGUAAUAGAAAGACCCAAGUUGUAGGCCAAAGUCGACAAUCUAAUAUCGGUUUGGAAUCCCAACACAAUCAUCCUAGCACUACUAUGGUUAUAUUAUCAAAGGAUCCAUACAAUGAUUUUCGGCAAUCGAUGUUGGAGAUGAUGGAUGCGAAGCAACAAGAAGAAGAAGGGGACAAAAUAUUGGAAUCGGGUUUCAUGGAGGAACUUCUCAUGCGCUAUUUAGAAUUCAACGACGAGAGUGUGCAUAAGGAAAUUUUGAGGGCCUUCUCAGAUCUAACAUCUAGCUUUCGAUUCAUGGCUAAGUAGAUUAUACUUCAUUGAAGGUGAAGCAAAGAUUUUAGUUCUAGUUCUAUAAUAAUGUAUUUUGGCGCAUAAUAACGGAUUUUAGGCAAAUCAAGUUAAAUUAUUUUUUAUAUUAAUUUUUGUAAUACAAAA
This is a messenger RNA of Zingiber officinale, 1113 nucleotides long. RefSeq lists its product as uncharacterized. The record is from RefSeq and is a predicted model, not a curated record. The transcript is spliced from 3 exons. The coding region runs from base 133 to 984 and encodes 283 amino acids. NCBI's taxonomy places the organism in Eukaryota, Viridiplantae, Streptophyta, Magnoliopsida, Zingiberales, Zingiberaceae.